Molecule: messenger RNA, 1118 nt
Organism: Paecilomyces variotii
Lineage: Eukaryota; Fungi; Ascomycota; Eurotiomycetes; Eurotiales; Thermoascaceae
Product: putative 26S proteasome-associated ubiquitin C-terminal hydrolase
Exons: 3
Coding region: 153-1118 (321 amino acids)
Biological process (GO): protein deubiquitination; ubiquitin-dependent protein catabolic process
Cellular component (GO): cytoplasm
Molecular function (GO): cysteine-type deubiquitinase activity
Source: RefSeq, a predicted model, not a curated record
AGGGAAUCUCAUCACAGACAAAGCACCCGGCUGCGCUCAAUAAUACUGUGACACUGUACUUCUUUGCUUGCAUCGUUUAUCUCAUACAUUCCUAGUUGCGACUACUCCAUUUAUCAUAUUGCACGAAAUCUCUGCAGCUACGUCGGACAGCAAUGGCGGACGGCGGAGGCUGGAGCACUAUCGAGUCGGACGAGGGUGUUUUCACAUCUCUGAUUGAGAAUCUUGGAGUCAAGGGUGUACAAUUCGAAGAGCUUAUUUCCUUGGAUGCGGACACGAUACGGUCAUUAGGGCCAGUGUACGGCGUCAUCUUCCUGUUCAAAUGGAUCGGCGGCCAGAGCCGCGAUUCCACCACUCCGCAAGACGGCACAUACGACCAGUCCGCCACAGAAGACGGGCUCUUCUUCGCAGCGCAAACGAUCCAAAAUGCCUGCGGCACGCAGGCUAUCCUAUCCGUGAUCCUCAACCAAGAUGAUCCAUCCAACACCCCCGCCCCCAUCGAGAUCGGACCAGAACUCCGCUCCUUCAAGGACUUCACAACAGGAUUCCCACCAGACCUCCGUGGAGAGGCGCUUUCCAACUCCGAAGCUAUCCGCAGCUCACACAAUGCCUUUGCGCGCGCAUCUCCAUUCGUCGAUGAGACGGUUCGCACUGCCGCAGAUGAAGAAGGCGACGUGUACCACUUCAUCGCCUAUACGCCCGUCAACGGCAAGCUGUACGAGCUGGACGGCCUACAACCAUACCCCAUCAGCCAUGGACCAUGUGACUUGGAUGCUUUCCCCGAGAAAGUGAUCGAAGUCCUACAGCGACGCAUUGCGCGCUAUCCUGGCGACGAGAUCCGAUUCAACCUCAUGGCGGUGACGCAGGAUCCGCGAGUGCGGGCCCGAGAGAUCGGUGACGUAGAGACAUUAGAGCGCGAAGCGAGAAAGAGACGUGCCUGGUCGUGGGAGAACACUCUGCGACGAUGGAACUUUGUCGGUUUCAUUGGCGAGGUUCUCAAGGGUGUUGUGGAGAUGAAGGAGAAUCAGGGUCCGGAGGCUUACGAGGAGUGGAUCAAGAGUGCGAAGAAUCAGACGAAGCGGAGAGCGGAGCAGAGAAGAGGCGGUGGUGGGUUGGAAUGA